This is a messenger RNA of Drosophila arizonae, 2201 nucleotides long. RefSeq names its product nose resistant to fluoxetine protein 6-like. Lineage: Eukaryota; Metazoa; Arthropoda; Insecta; Diptera; Drosophilidae. Gene Ontology annotation, molecular function: acyltransferase activity, transferring groups other than amino-acyl groups. The record is from RefSeq and is a predicted model, not a curated record.
GCGUUAGUCAAUCAGAAAUCCGCAAGGCAAUCGAUAUGGGAAAUAAAAUUGGAGUUUUGCUGCUCUUCGGGCUGAGUUUGGUCAGUUCCUUGGAGCUGAAAUAUAAUUCUUUAGAGAGUUACCUAAGAAUUAUGGAACUACGCCCAUUUGCCAUGGAGUUUGCACAACACUUUAAGAAUAUAAGUGAAGCAGACCUGGAUUUACCUAACACACGCCUGCCCAGCCAGCAGGAUUUGCGCUGUCUGUCUGACAUGAAUCAGCUGCUGGGCGGACUAGCCUCUGGCAAAUUGUGGAGUCUACAAAUCAUUUUGACUGCUUGUAAUUAUUUUGUAGUGCUCGAUUCAUGGGGCUCUAUACCAAACGGAAUAUUCUAUGGAAACGCAAUAAACUUGGGCAACUACGAUGAGUGCAUCGGGAUUAUGAAAGCCAUAUCCGAAAGCAGUAAUAUCCAGGGCAAAUACUGCCUCGCUAAGCUGCCCAUUCUGCAAUCGUUUAACAUUCCAGCACAGAUAGUAAUUGGCAUUUGCUUUCCCUCCAGUUGCUCGGGUGCACAUAUAAGCGCAUUCCUCAAGCAACUACUACAAAGGCUUUUGGGCCUAGAUCUGAAGACUCAGUUAAUAAGCGACGAUUCGUGUAGGACUUCAGAUCGAGCACCUUUCGAUGGCCUAACCAUAUUUACAAUCGUUCUCUUAUCAGUGCUGGGCUUUGCCAUAGUUCUGGCCACACUUUGCGAUUACUUCCUGUAUGAGGAUCAGAAGAAACUGCCAAUUGUUGUCAAGGCUUUCUCCAUACGCGCCAAUUCACGCGCUCUUUUCAAAAUGGUGGAGCCAAAGUCAAAUCCCAAUAUCAUCGACUGUUUGCAUGGCAUACGUUGUAUGUCGCUGCUCUGGGUCAUCUUUGGACAUGAAUACAUUAUUGCCGUUAUGUCUCCAAACAUGAACUAUAUUAAAAUGUUUUCUUGGGUGGGAAAAGCCUUUCCCAGUUUUGUUUUCCAUGCUGUUUUCGCUGUGGACACUUUUUUGUUUCUCAGUGGCUUGCUAUUGGUCAUGAUCUCUAUGCGUGCCCUAGAAAAAUCCAAGGGUAAAUUGAACAUUCCAAUGAUGUAUGUGCAUCGCUAUUUGCGCCUCGCUCCCAUUGUGGCAGUGGCCAUACUCAUGUAUAUGAAACUGUUGCCCUACCUGGGAGACGGUCCUCUGUUUGGCGACAUCAACUUUGACAAUUAUGAAAACUGUAAGAACAACUGGUUCUGGACUUUGCUCUUCCUACAAAACUAUGCAACUAAGGAGUUGUGCUUGAUUCAUACUUGGUACUUGGCAGUGGACAUGCAGCUGUAUAUACUCUCUCCCAUAUUUCUUCUAUGCUUGUACAAAUGGGGUAAGAAGGCUGCAGCAGGAAUCUUUGUGCUAAUGCUUCUGCUCUCCGCUUGCCUCUUCUGCACAAUGAUGACCGACAAGUACUACAUUUAUCUGGAAAAUGGAAAACUUUCCGAUGAGGCGCAACGCAAGAUCUACUAUGCCACUCAUACACAUGCAGCUCCUUGGCUGAUCGGCGUGCUCUUUGGCUAUUUCCUGCAUGUGAAUCGCAGCAAGAAGUUUCAGCUGAAUCGCAUCGAGAUCUGGCUGGGUUGGAUUGCGUCCCUGGCUCUGCUAUUCACCUGUGUGUUUGCCUUGUAUCCAUCUGCCAAACUGAUGAGUCCAGCACUAUCCAUACUAAAGGAGUCGUCCUACUAUACGUUCACCCGCAUCGCUUGGCCCCUCGGUUUGUGCUGGGUGGUCUUUGUUUGCGUGAAGGACUAUGGUGGCUUGGCCAAUAGUUUUCUCUCCUGCCCACUGUGGCAACCCCUCUCAAAGAUCUCCUACUCCGCCUACAUCUUUCACGUAUUCAUACAGCAAAUCAAUGGUCGAAGAGUCCGAGCAAACACAUAUUUCUCCGACUACGAUGUAAUGUUGAGGUUUUGGGCGAACUUUGGGUUUACCUUGCUGUUGUCUUAUGUAAUGUACAUCACAAUGGAGGCGCCCGUCGCUGUGCUACAGGGAAUGCUCUUGCCCAAGGCCAGAACUACUCCAAAGCCAACUGAAGAAGUAAAGACUGAAUCAACCCGAGAGGUCAAUAACUUAGCGGAAACAGAAACAAUGCCAGAGAUAGAACACUCUGAAGAGAUGUUAGAAGCAAAUUUAGAAAAAAGAGUUGAAGAAACUUGA